Candidozyma haemuli is the source of this 3189-nucleotide messenger RNA. RefSeq names its product trehalose 6-phosphate synthase/phosphatase complex subunit (gene TPS3). The transcript has a single exon. Gene Ontology annotation, biological process: trehalose biosynthetic process. The record is from RefSeq and is a predicted model, not a curated record. Bases 1 to 3189 code for a protein of 1062 amino acids. Gene Ontology annotation, molecular function: catalytic activity. Lineage: Eukaryota; Fungi; Ascomycota; Pichiomycetes; Serinales; Metschnikowiaceae. Gene Ontology annotation, cellular component: cytosol; alpha,alpha-trehalose-phosphate synthase complex (UDP-forming).
AUGCCUAUCCAGACCACAAAGCAUACUAACCUAUCUAGCUUUUUGCCUCACACGGUGAAGUUUGAAGUGACCGCCAGCGAAACGGCCUCUGAAGCGACUACGUCUCUUGAUCCUGCUAUAGAGGCUCCGAAACCGUUUGCUGCUGGGAAGCAGCAUUCCAUUGCGAAUUCAAUCCUCCCAUCCUUGAGCCAACCAGCCUUGACUAACCAGGCUCUGGCAGAUACGCCUCCGCCAUUCCUCAAACGAAAUGAGCAAAGUGCUUCGGUACAACAAUUUUUCAAGAACCGUGACGCUGCUGAUACUUCUUCAGGCAAACAUCAUGAAAAGCCGGCUGCUCACUUGAUCCAGCCAAAGUCUCGGUAUGAUGCGAAGAUGAUCCCAAGCCUGGUGGUGGAAGCAAAGAAGAAAGGUGACGAUUUGGGUUUAUCUAGCCUUAAGUUUAAUACUUCCACAACGAGCUUGCCUCGCACGACUUCCUCAACCCUUUCAGCUACAAGGUCGGGUUCGACUUCUCAGCCGGACUUUGCUCCGGCGGGUGUUCCUCGGGGCAGAAACUCUUUCGGUAAGUUCGCUGGCUAUUCGGUGAACCAGUCAUCUACCAGCUCAUUGGCUGUCACAGAGGAAGAGGAUAAUGCCCCGUCUGUCUUCAGACCCGCUUCUAAGGGUCCUGCUAUUCAAGACGAUGAAGAAGAGGAGGAGACGUUCACAGAUGAACGUUUGGCUCCUUACGGCGGCUUUUCCAGGCCUGACUUGGAAGAAAUCUUCUUAAACCAACAAAACGUUUUCGAAAAUGCUCCUUGGCAGAUCGUCCCAUCUGACAGUGGUAACGGCUCCUUAUACAAAGCUGUGGACUUGGCUCACAAAAAGGAUGUCAUUAAGCUGUGUAAGUGGGUUGGCACUUUAUCGUCGCCAAUGGAUGCAAUUCCUCAGCAUAUCUAUCAGGACAUUUGCAAGAAAUUGAGUGACGACUACGACUGCGAGACUGUGCAUGUCAACGACAUAGUCUUCCAGGGACAUUAUAAGUCAUUCUGCAAACAAAUUUUAUGGCCAACUUUGCAUUAUCAAAUACCAGAUGACCCUAAGUCUAAGGUAUUUGAAGAACAUUCCUUUAAGCAUUACAAACGCUUGAAUCAGCUUGUUGCUGAUAAAAUAGUCGAAACUUACAAGAAACUUAACCAAGGCCUUGACCCUGCUGAUCCUGAUAAUAUGAUUUGGAUUCAUGACUAUCACUUGCUUCUUGUCCCUGCAAUGAUUAGGGAGAAGCUCCCCGAUGCUAAGAUCGGUUUCUUCUUGCAUGUUUCCUUCCCAUCUUCUGAAGUUUUCAGGUGCUUGGCACAGAGAGAAGCUUUACUAAAGGGUGUAUUAGGAGCUGAUUGCGUUACAUUCCAAACUGAUGAGUACGUGAGACACUUCUUCCAAACCAGUAGUAGGCUUUUACUAGCUGAUACCAACGAGCUUGGAAUUAUUCAUAACGGUGUGUUCACCCGCGUGAAUACUAUUCCCGUUGGUAUUGAUGCGCCAUCUUUGAAGGAGGAUCUCAUGAGCCCUGCAGUGGUCAAAUGGGAAAAGCUCAUACGUGAGCGUUGGAAGGAUCUGCUCCUCAUUGUUUCGAGAGAUAAGCUUGAUAAGUUAAGGGGUAUCAAGCAAAAAUUACUUGCUUAUGAAGCUUUUCUUAAAAGCAACCCAGAAUUCAUCGAAAAGACCGUACUUGUCGAAGUUUUUAUCGGUUCUUCUUCUAACAGUGAUUACAAAUCCGAAGUGAUGCAAAUCGUCUCACGCAUAAACGCUUUGGCAGAUAACAUUUCCAUUGCACAGCCAGUGGUUAUUUUGGAGCAAGAUAUUGAUUUUGAACAAUACUUAGCAUUGCAGCAUGAAGCUGCCGUUUUCAUUGUCGCCAGUUUCAGAGAGGGCCUCAAUUUAACAUGCCAUGAGUUUGUUGAGGCUAGCACAGAUAAGCAAUCUCCUCUCAUCUUGUCCGAAUUUACUGGCUCCUCCCACCUUUUGGAUUGCAAAGGAGAAGGCGCAAUUCUUAUCAACCCAUGGGAUAUUAGAAAUUUCAGCAAAGCCAUCAAGUUAGCUUUGACCAUGUCUGCAGAAGAGAAGAAGCGCAGAUGGGAGAACUGUCACCAAGUUGUUCUUAAGCACAAACCGAUUGACUGGAUCAAAGAUUGUUUAACUAGCAUUGAGGAAGCAUGGAAGACUGAUCAUCUCAAAACUCAGACAAACAAGAAGCCAUUCGAUCAAGAUAUUUUUGAUAGGUUCUAUGAAUCCACUGAUGGCCACAGGCUCUUUGUCAUCAACAUUGAUACCUCUUAUUCCCAUGAUGAGGUCGGACAAAAGUCUACCAAGGGUUUUGCAAAUCUCGGGAGAAUUGCAAACUUGUUAACUGGUUUAACGAGUGACCGCAGGAACUAUGUUUUCAUUAUCAGCAUUCUCAAAACCGAGGACCUUGAGCUGAUAUUCAAGAAUGUUCCGAACUUGGGUUUAGUGGCUGAAAGUGGUGGCUUCAUUAAGUUGGUUGGACAAUCGAAGUGGAUCUCCAUCGUUGAUAAAAAGGAAGUGAACAAUUGGAUUCCACAAGUCACUCUGUUGGUCAAGUCGAAAGCGGAAAGACUUCCGAUGUCGACUGCUAUUGUCGAAGAGUGCACUGUGAGAUGGCUUGCUGAUUCAGCGGUGAAGGAAGAUCCAAAAAGAAGCAUGGAUGCCAUGGGUGAUUGCAUUCAACAUAUUAAUGAUAUUUACGAAGAGACAGAGGGUAUUCAUGCUACUUUGGUGGAUAAUUCUGUCGUUGUCCAACAGAAAGACAUUUCUAUGAGGGCUAUGAACUUUAUUGUUGCAUGCUAUACCACAACUGUGCCAGCGUCACAAUUAGCUGAAAGGUUCCAAAUCAGACGAGUAGCUUCUUUCCAUGAGAACUUUAACACCAUCGUCAGGUCGCCUUUACACGAGAAAUUCGAUUGGAUUGAUGACGAUGACAGACCUAACAAGGCGCAGGCACUUUUCUAUUCAGGUGGAUUGACUUCCAUUGAUGAGGCCAUCUAUGAGUACACGAACAGCCUAGAGAAAGACGAUGUGUUGCAAUCUGCAAUUUCUGUGGCGAUCACUGGCGGACAAGUGAAUGCAAGGUCUUCAGCACUUUACAGCGUUCUAGGCAGAAAUGAAUUAUUGAGUAUUAUCACUUCGAGAUGA